Messenger RNA from Thermochaetoides thermophila DSM 1495, 954 nucleotides. Its product is annotated as short-chain alcohol dehydrogenase-like protein. The transcript has a single exon. The record is from RefSeq and is a predicted model, not a curated record. Lineage: Eukaryota; Fungi; Ascomycota; Sordariomycetes; Sordariales; Chaetomiaceae. The coding region runs from base 1 to 954 and encodes 317 amino acids.
AUGCUCACAUCCCUCCCUUUCUUCUCCAAGUCUAUUUCCUUCGAUCCCGUUAAGGACAUCCCCUCCCUCGCAGGCAAAGUCAUCCUCGUCACUGGCGGCAACUCUGGCCUUGGCAAGCAAUCCGUCCUCGACCUGGCACGCCACUCCCCCGCGCAAAUCUACCUCUGCGCGCGCAACGUUGAAAAGGGCCAUGCCGCAGCCGAAGACAUCAAAAAGCAAGUCCCUGGCGCGAACAUCACCGUUCUAGAACUGGACCUCGCCUCCUUCGACUCAAUUAAGAAGGCCGCUUCUACGGUGCUAGCCCUGUCCCAGCGUCUCGAUAUCCUCCUAGCCAACGCAGGGAUAAUGUACGCGGACCCCGCCCAAACAGCCGACGGUUACGAAUUGCAAUUCGGCACCAACCACAUGGGCCAUGCCCUCCUCGUCAAACUUUUGCUCCCCCUCCUCACCAAAACAGCCGAGACCCCCUUGGAAGACAACACUACCCCCUCCGUGCGAGUCAUUUUCCUGUCCUCCAUGGCGCACAUGUUCCUGUGGAAGAAAGAUGCUGUCACCUUCGACGACUGUCUCAAAUCCCCAGGCGACAACAUCUCCUGGAUGACGCGCUACGCGCGCAGCAAGCUGUCCAACCUUCUCUACGCCCGAGCGCUGGCAAAGCGAUAUCCUAAUCUAACGGUCGUGGCAGUGCACCCAGGUGGUGUGAGAACGAGUCUGAUUGAGGAUGCAUCAAAGGCGUCGAUUGUGACGAAGAUUAUGAGUCGUUUUCUGGCGCCGGUUGAGCAAGGGGUGCGGAAUCAAUUGUGGGCGGCUACCGCGAAGGCGGGAGUAGUUAGUGGAGAGUAUUACGAGCCGGUUGGGUUGAAGGGGAUGAGGUCGGGGAAUGCGAAGGACGAGGGGCUGGCAGAGAAAUUAUGGGAGUAUACGGAGAAGGAGUUGGAGGGGCAUUCGUUGUGA